Messenger RNA from Homo sapiens (human), 6711 nucleotides. RefSeq names its product Cl-/H+ antiporter 3 (gene CLCN3). NCBI's taxonomy places the organism in Eukaryota, Metazoa, Chordata, Mammalia, Primates, Hominidae. Gene Ontology annotation, biological process: chloride transport; transmembrane transport. The record is from RefSeq and is marked reviewed. Bases 503 to 3103 code for a protein of 866 amino acids. The transcript is spliced from 14 exons. Gene Ontology annotation, molecular function: chloride:proton antiporter activity; chloride transmembrane transporter activity; chloride channel activity. Gene Ontology annotation, cellular component: Golgi membrane; early endosome membrane; late endosome membrane.
CUCUUCCCCUUCCGUGGGUCAGGGCCGGUCCGGUCCGGAACCUGCAGCCCCUUUCCCAGUGUUCUAGUUCGCCCGUGACCCGGAAUAAUGAGCAAGGAGGGUGUGGUGGGUUGAAAGCCAUCCUACUUUACUCCCGAGUUAGAGCAUGGAUUCAGUUUUAGUCUUAAGGGGGAAGUGAGAUUGGAGAUUUUUAUUUUUAAUUUUGGGCAGAAGCAGGUUGACUCUAGGGAUCUCCAGAGCGAGAGGAUUUAACUUCAUGUUGCUCCCGUGUUUGAAGGAGGACAAUAAAAGUCCCACCGGGCAAAAUUUUCGUAACCUCUGCGGUAGAAAACGUCAGGUAUCUUUUAAAUCGCGAUAGUUUUCGCUGUGUCAGGCUUUCUUCGGUGGAGCUCCGAGGGUAGCUAGGUUCUAGGUUUGAAACAGAUGCAGAAUCCAAAGGCAGCGCAAAAAACAGCCACCGAUUUUGCUAUGUCUCUGAGCUGCGAGAUAAUCAGACAGCUAAAUGGAGUCUGAGCAGCUGUUCCAUAGAGGCUACUAUAGAAACAGCUACAACAGUAUAACAAGUGCAAGUAGUGAUGAGGAACUUUUAGAUGGAGCAGGUGUUAUUAUGGACUUUCAAACAUCUGAAGAUGACAAUUUAUUAGAUGGUGACACUGCAGUUGGAACUCAUUAUACAAUGACAAAUGGAGGCAGCAUUAACAGUUCUACACAUUUACUGGAUCUUUUGGAUGAACCAAUUCCAGGUGUUGGUACAUAUGAUGAUUUCCAUACUAUUGAUUGGGUGCGAGAAAAAUGUAAAGACAGAGAAAGGCAUAGACGGAUCAACAGCAAAAAGAAAGAAUCAGCAUGGGAAAUGACAAAAAGUUUGUAUGAUGCGUGGUCAGGAUGGCUAGUAGUAACACUAACAGGAUUGGCAUCAGGGGCACUGGCCGGAUUAAUAGACAUUGCUGCCGAUUGGAUGACUGACCUAAAGGAGGGCAUUUGCCUUAGUGCGUUGUGGUACAACCACGAACAGUGCUGUUGGGGAUCUAAUGAAACAACAUUUGAAGAGAGGGAUAAAUGUCCACAGUGGAAAACAUGGGCAGAAUUAAUCAUAGGUCAAGCAGAGGGUCCUGGUUCUUAUAUCAUGAACUACAUAAUGUACAUCUUCUGGGCCUUGAGUUUUGCCUUUCUUGCAGUUUCCCUGGUAAAGGUAUUUGCUCCAUAUGCCUGUGGCUCUGGAAUUCCAGAGAUUAAAACUAUUUUAAGUGGAUUCAUCAUCAGAGGUUACUUGGGAAAAUGGACUUUAAUGAUUAAAACCAUCACAUUAGUCCUGGCUGUGGCAUCAGGUUUGAGUUUAGGAAAAGAAGGUCCCCUGGUACAUGUUGCCUGUUGCUGCGGAAAUAUCUUUUCCUACCUCUUUCCAAAGUAUAGCACAAACGAAGCUAAAAAAAGGGAGGUGCUAUCAGCUGCCUCAGCUGCAGGGGUUUCUGUAGCUUUUGGUGCACCAAUUGGAGGAGUUCUUUUUAGCCUGGAAGAGGUUAGCUAUUAUUUUCCUCUCAAAACUUUAUGGAGAUCAUUUUUUGCUGCUUUAGUGGCUGCAUUUGUUUUGAGGUCCAUCAAUCCAUUUGGUAACAGCCGUCUGGUCCUUUUUUAUGUGGAGUAUCAUACACCAUGGUACCUUUUUGAACUGUUUCCUUUUAUUCUUCUAGGGGUAUUUGGAGGGCUUUGGGGAGCCUUUUUCAUUAGGGCAAAUAUUGCCUGGUGUCGUCGACGCAAGUCCACGAAAUUUGGAAAGUAUCCCGUUCUGGAAGUCAUUAUUGUUGCAGCCAUUACUGCUGUGAUAGCCUUCCCUAAUCCAUACACUAGGCUAAACACCAGUGAACUGAUCAAAGAGCUUUUUACAGACUGUGGUCCCCUGGAAUCCUCUUCUCUUUGUGACUACAGAAAUGACAUGAAUGCCAGUAAAAUUGUCGAUGACAUUCCUGAUCGUCCAGCAGGCAUUGGAGUAUAUUCAGCUAUAUGGCAGUUAUGCCUGGCACUCAUAUUUAAAAUCAUAAUGACAGUAUUCACUUUUGGCAUCAAGGUUCCAUCAGGCUUGUUCAUCCCCAGCAUGGCCAUUGGAGCGAUCGCAGGAAGGAUUGUGGGGAUUGCGGUGGAGCAGCUUGCCUACUAUCACCACGACUGGUUUAUCUUUAAGGAGUGGUGUGAGGUCGGGGCUGAUUGCAUUACACCUGGCCUUUAUGCCAUGGUUGGUGCUGCUGCAUGCUUAGGUGGUGUGACAAGAAUGACUGUCUCCCUGGUGGUUAUUGUUUUUGAGCUUACUGGAGGCUUGGAAUAUAUUGUUCCCCUUAUGGCUGCAGUCAUGACCAGUAAAUGGGUUGGAGAUGCCUUUGGCAGGGAAGGCAUUUAUGAAGCACACAUCCGAUUAAAUGGAUACCCUUUCUUGGAUGCAAAAGAAGAAUUCACUCAUACCACCCUGGCUGCUGACGUUAUGAGACCUCGAAGGAAUGAUCCUCCCUUAGCUGUCCUGACACAGGACAAUAUGACAGUGGAUGAUAUAGAAAACAUGAUUAAUGAAACCAGCUACAAUGGAUUUCCUGUCAUAAUGUCAAAAGAAUCUCAGAGAUUAGUGGGAUUUGCCCUCAGAAGAGACCUGACAAUUGCAAUAGAAAGUGCCAGGAAAAAACAAGAAGGUAUCGUUGGCAGUUCUCGGGUGUGUUUUGCACAGCACACCCCAUCUCUUCCAGCAGAAAGUCCUCGGCCAUUGAAGCUUCGAAGCAUUCUUGACAUGAGCCCUUUUACAGUGACAGACCACACCCCAAUGGAGAUCGUGGUGGAUAUUUUCCGAAAGCUGGGACUGAGGCAGUGCCUUGUAACUCACAAUGGGAUUGUCUUGGGGAUCAUCACAAAGAAGAACAUAUUAGAGCAUCUCGAGCAACUAAAGCAGCACGUCGAACCCUUGGCGCCUCCUUGGCAUUAUAACAAAAAAAGAUAUCCUCCGGCAUAUGGCCCAGACGGCAAACCAAGACCCCGCUUCAAUAAUGUUCAACUGAAUCUCACAGAUGAGGAGAGAGAAGAAACGGAAGAGGAAGUUUAUUUGUUGAAUAGCACAACUCUUUAACCUGAGGGAGUCAUCUACUUUUUUUUCCUCCUUUACAAAAAAAGAAAGGAAAUAUAAAAGCCGGGUUUUUGCAACAUGGUUUGCAAAUAAUGCUGGUGGAAUGGAGGAGUUGUUUGGGGAGGGAAAGGAGAGAGAAGGAAAGGAGUGAGGUAUUUCCCGUCUAACAGAAAGCAGCGUAUCAACUCCUAUUGUUCUGCACUGGAUGCAUUCAGCUGAGGAUGUGCCUGAUAGUGCAGGCUUGCGCCUCAACAGAGAUGACAGCAGAGUCCUCGAGCACCUGGCCUGUUGCUCCAACAUUGCAAAGACACAUUAUCAGUCCCUAUUUCUAGAGGGAUUACUUUGAAUUGAGCCAUCUAUAAAACUGCAAGGUCUUGCCCUUUUUUUUAAUCAAAACUGUUCUGUUUAAUUCAUGAAUUGUAUAGUUAAGCAUUACCUUUCUACAUUCCAGAAGAGCCUUUAUUUCUCUCUCUCUCUCUCUCUCUCUCUCUCUCUCUACUGAGCUGUAACAAAGCCUCUUUAAAUCGGUGUAUCCUUUUGAAGCAGUCCUUUCUCAUAUUGAGAUGUACUGUGAUUUUACUGAGGUUUCAUCACAAGAAGGGAGUGUUUCUUGUGCCAUUAACCAUGUAGUUUGUACCAUCACUAAAUGCUUGGAACAGUACACAUGCACCACAACAAAGGCUCAUCAAACAGGUAAAGUCUCGAAGGAAGCGAGAACGAAAUCUCUCAUUGUGUGCCGUGUGGCUCAAAACCGAAAACAAUGAAGCUUGGUUUUAAAGGAUAAAGUUUUCUUUUUUGUUUUCCUCUCAGACUUUAUGGAUAAUGUGACCGGGUCUUAUGCAAAUUUUCUAUUUCUAAAACUACUACUAUGAUAUACAAGUGCUGUUGAGCAUAAUUAAAUAAAAUGCUGCUGCUUUGACAGUAAAGAGAAGGAAGUAUUCUGAUUAGCUGUAUCUGGUAUUAAUUGCAUGUUAAAACACUGGAAUUUUUAAAAUUGAAAUUAGAUCAGUCAUUCUUUUCUUUUCUCAAGAUAUCUCAUGGCUGACACUGAAGAAGAAAUGUAAUUCAUAACUUGCACUAAAUGUAUAUUUUUUUUCUUAAAAAUUUACCAUUCUUAUUUAUAUUUUUAUGGAUUAAAAUUUAUAAAAUACAGAUCAGUUAAUAUUGCACUUAAGUAAUUUUACCUUUUUAAUGUGAUUUUUAUAGAAUAAUUCAGACUUACAAAUACAGAGAUAUGAACAAAGUUUACAGUGGGAACAAAGGUUUAAAAAAAGGUUGUGGUUCUCUCUCUGUGAUCCAGUGUGCACAUAAACCUUUCUCUGAUCUUUCACUGCCAUCCUCUGGAUUAUGUCUUCUGACCUGUCCAUUUUGACCCAUUAACUGGAAAGUUGAAAAACUACAUUAACUGGAAAGUUGAAAAACUACAUUACUUUGGAGAAUAAAACCGAAAGUUCGUGUAUACCUUCUUAAAAAAAAAAUCAAACCAAAAAUGUGAAAACAAUAGAAUUGCAAAGAUAGCAGUUAAAAUUUUAAUCUGAAAAUAACCUUUGAAUCUCGGGCUAGGUUACGUCCAUAUUUGAAGUGGUCAGUGAUGGUUUGAACAUUUUUUGCAGGAUGAGUGAAAAUGCACUGGAUUAUAUUUGGGAUUUUUGUUUUUGGAAUUGUCUGUUUUAAUCACAGCCUUAAUUCACAAUUGGCAAAGGCAGUUUACUCAAAGGACUGGGCUAAAUAUUCUGUAAUUAUGCAUUUUUGAUAGGAAAAUGAAAUUUUUGCAAACAGACAUUUUCUUUUUUUUUGGCUGGAGUGCAGUGGGGCAUGGUCUUGGCUCACUGCAGCGUUGACCACCUGGGCUCAAGUGAUACUCCCGCCUCAGCCACCCAAGUAGCUGGCACUACGGGCACACGCCACCAUGCCCAGCUAAUUUUUUUGUAUUUUUAGUAGAGAUGGGGUUUUGCCAUGCUGCCCAGGCUGGUCUCAACUCCUCAGCUCAAGCAAUCUGCCUGCGUGAGCCUCCCAAAGUGGUGGAAUUACAGGCGUGGGCCACUGCGCCUGGCCCAGACAGACAUUUUCUGAAACACAACUGGCAAUGAGCUGUUUUUACAUUUUGAAAGUGAUUCUUCACUUCCUAGUUCUUAAUUAUAGUAUACCUAUUAAGAUCUGUAAGAUCCUGAAGACAUAAGAUCAUGAAGCCAUAUAAGAAUGAGGAUUGAAAGUUGAGCAAAAUUUUCGGGAUUUUGGGAAACAUUCUUAGCUGUGCUAUCUGCCUAAAAUUAUUCCUUAUUACUUCUCUCCUUUGACAGACUUCAAGUUUUCUUCAUAGCCCUUUCAAAGUUUUUUGAGCCAUCCAGAGUAAAAUCAUUUCUAAAUGAUAGUUCUGUAUAUCUCCAACUCGUCUUAAGUGUAUUUGCCUGUGUGCAACGUAUUGCUAGACUAUGAACUCCUCAGCAUGGCUGCUGGAUAACUUAAUUGUCCUGAGUUAAUAGCCUUCAAAGGACAAAUCGGUUUCUUUGCAGAUAGCUUCGUAAAACUUCACAUGGAGUUUAUUUUAUCAUAUUUCCCUUUUUUAUUUCUGCUCCUCCUUUAAUUGCCCAUCUUGCUUCAGAGACUGACAUUUCAGGGUGGAUAUUAAUUAAAGCAUUAAUUUUGUUUUUUGGUAUAUUUCUAUCCCUAGUAUUUCUAUCUUACUGCUAAAAUACAGGAAAAGUGCCGUAUUUUUAAUGCAUUUAGUGGUUUUCUUUGGUGUUAUCUGUUCCAUUUUUCUUUUUCAUACAUUGAAGUGUGUCUCCUUUUCAACCAAAAUAAUGAAAUAGUGGAGACCAUGAAAUUGUUGUGCCUGGCUAAUUGGCAAAUUAAUUUACCAAUAUAAUAAGUGUAGCGCCUUGUUUGAAUACCCUUUUUGAGAAGGUAUGAUGAGAAUGGGCAAGGGUGUCAGCAUCUCUUCUUCUUAAUAAUUAAUUGUUUUCAGUUUUGGUUCACGAAGAAUGCUUAGUUAAUCUGUAAUGUUGCCUAGAGCUGUAUUUAUCUGUUUUUAUUUAUACUAGUGUAGUAAAGCUGCAUAUCAUUACAGUAAAAACGACUACUGUGAUGAGUUAAUCAGAAAAUCUAUUAAAAUCUAUAUGACAAUGUGUGGUUUGGCCUUUAAUUAUAUCUGUAACAGUCCUCCCUCUUCACUGCUGCCCUACGCAGUGUAGGCCGAUAUGCCUGGCACAGGGAGCCCCAAAAAGGUAAUAAUUAUAAUGCUUCUCUCAGGUUACAAAGCAUUUCUACACUUUGCAAGCAAGGAGCAAUAGAAGAGUAGAUAGAUGCUGGAUUGACAGCAGGAUGUUCAUACCACCAGCAAUGGUUUAGCGCCCCCAUUUGUCAGUGAAAGCUGCAGGUCCACAGAAAACUGAUUUCAUUUCAGCUCACUUUCAAAAGUGAUUUUUUUUUUUUUCGCAAGAAAAAUUACGCUAUUUGCAUGAAAAGAGGUAAAACGAUUUAUUUACAUGUCUUUAAAAAAUCACCUUGGACAUUUGCUAAUAGAACUGCCAAAAGAGGGUGGUAAGUAACAACCUUUGAUUAAGAUGUGGUCUUUUACUAUUAAGCUUUUAGUAAAAAGGAACACACUAAAA